AUGGCUGCUCAAGCAGAGCCGUCGGUCUUUGUCGACCUCACCAUGGACGACGAGUCCCUUUCCGAACUCUCGGACGCAGCCGGCCCCACUUCUUCAUCGUCGUCACCCAAGCCCAAGUCCAAGUCUGGAUCCAAUUCAAACUUAGCAUCGAGACCGGUAGCAAAAAGCGCUAGCACUGGUGUCAAAAAGUCUGCUUCCUCUUCCAACAUCGCCUCCACCAAAUCGCAGUCCAAGUCCAAAUCAGCAUCCACAUCCAACGGUACGGCAAAGCCAAAAGCGAGAAAGUCGGACCCUUCUCCAUCUUCACGUACCAAUGCGCAGGCCGAAUCUGCUAAUGCCACAGGAAAGCGCAGGCAAGAUGGCACCCAGGACACCUCCGCGCCUUCGCGCUCUGUCCCCAUCAGCGACGUCGUACGAGCACGCACCCAUGUCAACUACGAGGGCGGCCCGCAGAAACUCUGCCAUCAGCACCAUCAGAAUUGCAAGGGCGCUCUACUAGAGUGCACGUUCAUGCGAGCCCCCGGAAAGCGCUGUCAAGGCCGCUACUGCUUUUCCACGCUCAAGCGCCUCUAUGAUCAGGACCCGGAAACCAUCGUCAAGUCCAACCGCAUGAUGAUCAACCCGGCAGAACACUGUCCUCCUACCGAGACGAAGUACGCCUGGAAGUGUCCUCGCUGCCGUGGCAAGUGUGCUUGCUCGGUCUGCCGCAAAGCUGCCGGCCUCGAACCACUAGGUAGGCCGUUUGGGGCUUCCAAGCAAGGCAAGUCCGCACCCUUGGACAGCAGCGCCGCCGGAGCUAGCGAGAGCAAGCCGAAGAAGACCAAGUCCAAAGCAGGAACCAACGGGGCAGGGAGCAAGGCCGCUGCUGCCGCCUCUUCCGCGAAGACGAGCGCCAAAGCAACGGCGAAGGUCACAUCCAAAGGCCGCAACAUCGCUGAAGCCGUCGCAGCGGCUCAAAAGCACAAUGGCAAAGGCAAGGCAACGCCCUCUACCACGGCCGGCGACGACGGCAGCGAAGACGACGGCAUCCACACACCGCCUCCACCAGACAGCAGCAGCAAGCUAGCACCCAAGAAGACGCUCGCCAGCCUCCUCUCCACCACAACCACCGCUACCGGCAAAGCACCCGCCUUCAAGCAGCUCAAACCACCGGCAGAAGCUGCGCCUCCCGUGUUCGAGGUUAUCCCUACCAAGCUGCCCGAAGAGAACAUGCGCGCGCGCAUGUGGAUCUACGAAAGCAUGGUCCGCUUUGACAAGUUUGGCCUCAACCGAGGCGUACUGUCGCAGCUCGACAGGCUGGAGCACUGGACGCACGCCAUGGCUCAGGACAUGCUCGCCUGCUUGCUCAAAACCAUGGCCGGAAUGACCAACAUCGAUAAAGGACAGCCCACCAAGCCGUUUGUCAAGGCAGUCACCGCCUUCCGCACCCACGGAAAGAGCUUGCAGCGCGGCGAACCGUGGUCCGCUGCCGCCGAGCUGAUCUCUAUCUUUGGGCUCGCACACACUCCUCUCGCGUUUGUGGAGCACGACAUUCCCGUCGAGGUGGAAGCCGCCGCUGCUCAACGCUCGCCCUCGCCUCCCGCGGCUCGUGUCACUCGUGCUCGCAGAGCCAAGGAGAGCAACCAGUACGAGAUGGUGCGUCAACUCUCCUUGCUUGAUCAGUGGGAGGAGGACGAGUUUGGAGGCGGUGACGAAGACGACGACGAGGAUGCCUUGCCGAGCAAACGUCGCAGAGUCCCCACCAAGAAAAAGUCGAUCUACGUCUAUGACGAUCCCAGCGACGAUGACGAGAGCAUGGCUGACCCGGACGAUAGCAGUGCACGCGGCCGUCGAUUGGGACGUGCACGCAAGGCAGCUGACAAUCAGCCAGCUCCCGAAAUCCGACUCACUGGGCGACAGCAGGCGAUCAAGCUGCAGCAGGAGCAGCAGAAGGAAGAGCAGGCUGCAGCAGAGAAGCAGCGACAGGAAGAAGAAGACGACGACGAGGCCCGCCAAGCUCAGGCGUCUCGCAAACGUCGUCGAAGCACCAACGGCACUGCCAGCGACGGCUCCGACGACGAAGGCAUCCACCACAACGGUCUUGACCUCAUGAAGAAAAGUAGACUGAGAGCUGGCAGCUCGGCUGACGAGGCCGAAUCCGACGAUGGUGCAGAUGCAGAGAGUCGCGACAAGGAGCAUCGUGACGUCCAAUUCAAUGGCGCCACUAACGUCCAGGCUGCCGAGCAAGCUGAGCAGGAGGUGGACAGCCCCGAUCUCGAGACCAAGGUGUCGAUCCUCAGCGCACUCAUCGAUGCGGCUGUCAUGGCUGAAAGCAUCACAGAGGAGCUCAAAACGGCACCGGAGCAAAUGACGGCGAUGGAACGCACGCACAAGGCAGCCAAUCAUGAGAUGGAGAGGGAGAUUGCCGAGGAGCUUGCGGAGCUCAACAAGCGCGCGCCGAGCAUCGUGUCUCCCGAGUAUCAGAAGUGGAAGGCCGAAAAGGCGUCGCUUGAGCACGAUCACGCAUGGCGUAGGCAGGAUGCACGAGUGACGAGCGAGCUGGCCCUCGACACGCACGCAUUGCGCACCGGUCCCAUCGGACACGACGUCGACGGUCGCGAGUAUUGGCACCUGCGCGAGUAUCAGGAGCGUAUGCCCAAAUAUACCGAGGGGAGGUACGCGUGGUGCCUGGUGGUGAUGGGGCCAGCCUUUCCGCAGGAUCCAAACAAGGUUCAAGAGGGAGCCAAUGAGGAAGAGAAUGUGAAGCAGGAGGAAGGCGACACGAAUGGCAAGCAAGACGAUGCAGACGACAGUGGCCUUACUUCGCUGGACGCUUCCACCGACAACGGAGAAGCCGCAGCCGAGAGCGAAGCCAUGGAUGUCAAGCUCGGUCUACCGACUUCGCUUCAAAAUGGCGGCUCCAAGACCGAAGCCGACAACAGCACGGCUACGGCAACAACACGUAUCUGCAUGGGCGCCAAUGACCCAGCCACGAUCAAGAAGCUGAUCGACUACGUACGUUUCCGGCUGGAGCGGGUCGAGUACGAAGAGAGCGUGGCGAUGCAGGAACGCGAGAAAGCAGCUCGCCUGGCCAAGGAAGGCGGUGGCGGUGGAGACGGAUCGCGAGCAUCGUCGCCAGUUGAUGCAGACAGCGAGACUGCAGCGAGUGCGGGUAGGGAGAGCGUGUACAGCGUGCGUAAGGCCAAACAGACGCUCAAGGACACGCAGGAGGAGCGACGCAAGCAGGUGGAGCAGCUGCUGAAGCGGCUGACCAAGUCGAAGGAGUAUUUUGCGUGGCAUCGCGAGGAGGUGGCUCCCUGA
This is a messenger RNA of Sporisorium graminicola, 3300 nucleotides long. RefSeq lists its product as uncharacterized. The coding region runs from base 1 to 3300 and encodes 1099 amino acids. The record is from RefSeq and is a predicted model, not a curated record. NCBI's taxonomy places the organism in Eukaryota, Fungi, Basidiomycota, Ustilaginomycetes, Ustilaginales, Ustilaginaceae. The transcript has a single exon.